UUUCCUGCUUAAUUGGUAAGUUACUUAACUUUCCUGGAUUAACACUAAUAACUUCAUCAGUACAGAAGCAUGACCCUUUAAAUAUGUGUUCCUUUCUAGACACUGCUUCCUAAUUUUAGAGGUUUCAUAUUGCUGAAAGUAUCUGAACAAUCAUGUGUGGAUAUUUUAUAGUCACAAAUAUUUGACCAACCUCCAGGAGCAGAGUUGCACACCCUACUUUGAGCACUGCUGAGGCCAGCUGUCGUGCUGGCUUCUUGCAGUAAGUACCAGAAUUGUUCUGAUUGAUAGGAUUUGAACGGCUGUUGCAAGGAACAUUUAAACUUCAGCUCCUGAAGACCUGACUGCAGGGAGGCAAAAUGGAUCACCAUGAAAUUACAUUGGGGGCUGACAAAAUCCACCAAAAUCGUCUGUCAAGUGUCACAGAAGAUGAAGAAGAACAAGAUGCAGCUUAUACAAUUGUAACAGUCCUGGAUAAAGUGGCCAACAUUGUGGACAGUGUGCAGGCAAGCCAGAAAAGAAUAGAAGAGCGACAUAGAGAGAUGGAAAAUGCAAUCAAGACCAUACAGAUUGAUAUUUUAAAGCUUGCCCAAGCUCAUGGCAAUACAGGCUAUACAGUUAACAAGUUGCUUGAGAAAACCCGCAAAGUUAGUUGCACCGUUAAAGAAGUAAGGGCACGUGUGGAAAGGCAGAGUGCCAACGUACAGAAAGUUGAAGCAAAACAAGAGGAGAUGCUGAGAAAAAACAAAUUUCGGGUUGUAAUCUACCAGGAGGAAACUGAGUGUCCUUCAUCUCUCUCUGUCAUCAAAGAGAGGACAAGAGGUGAAAACCUAGAGGAUGAUUUCUUCCCACCUGAUGAUCUGUCUUCUGAUGAAGAAUAUUAUAUUGAAGAAAGCAAAGCAGCCCUUUUCAAGAAAUCAGGCAUGAGGCGCAUAGAUGAUAUCAAAAAGGCAUUUUCAAGGGAAAAUAUCCAAAAGACAAGACAAAAUUUUGGCAAGAAAGUAAACAGGCUUCAAACUAGAAUAGUGACCCCUGAAAGGAGAGAAAGGAUCAGGCAGUCAGGAGAGAGACUGAAGCAAUCUGGGAUAAGGUUCAAGAAAACCAUUUCACAAGCUGCCCCAGUAAGGAAGACAUUCAAGAUCCAUAAAAAAAAUAAAGAACGAACAGUAGCUGAAGGUCAGGAGGGAAUCCAGGAAGGUGGUGUGUACAUAGCUUCUGAGACCUCAGCAGCAGAGCCCUUCACUGAAGAGAUCUCUUACUCAGAAGUGACUACUAAGACAAAGAAAGACAAGAGCAGUGGAACAAAAGGUGCUUCUGAGUCAGCUGAAAAAGGAGGGGCAAUCCCAGAAACCAUUUUUAAACAGGAAGGAAAAGGAGGAGGAGCAGCAGGUGAUAAUGUCCCUUUACUAAACUUAAAGCAAUCAGCAUAAGAAAUCAAUUAACAUAUAUACCAUACAAUCCCUACUGAACAAGAGAGAAUAUAGUACAGAUUCACUCAGUUUUAGAACAACGUGUGAAUUUUUGUUAUAUCAGAAAAUAUGUGUGUGUUGUUCAUUUACACGGGUGUCUGUAGUGUUGUCUUCCUGAAAAAAGACAAGAAGUCAUGCAAAUUUAACAAAAGGGCUCCCUCUCUCUCUCUCUCUUGAUGUGUACCAAUAGCUACCAUUAUUCCAAAUGGAAGUUAUGAUUGCAUGUCAAAGGGAGAUGGAAACUUGCUAUAUUUUUAAGAUUGAUUUAGUAUUCACUUAGUAGUCUAAUCAUUCUCUUUAGUUUUAUGUGCAACAGCAUAAAAACAUUUUCCAUUAUCUUGUACCAAAUCAUCUAAACAGAAAACAAACAGUAACCAAGUUAUUACUUCAUAUUAACAGAAGGAAGAAAUACAAAAAGUAUCCAUGCAGCUAUAAAAAAAAAAUCUUUUCUUUCAUGGGCCCUCACUGAAAUAGCAGGAGAAGAAAAUUUCUGCUUUAUCCAGGAUGUGACAAAAUGCAUCAAGAAUGAUAGAUUUUUUGAAGAAAUAAUAUUUUUUCUCAAUGGAAAAAUUGAUCAAAGAAAAAGAGAACUGAAUAAAGAUGAU
Struthio camelus australis is the source of this 2071-nucleotide messenger RNA. RefSeq names its product caveolae associated protein 4 (gene CAVIN4). Gene Ontology annotation, biological process: regulation of gene expression. Lineage: Eukaryota; Metazoa; Chordata; Aves; Struthioniformes; Struthionidae. The record is from RefSeq and is a predicted model, not a curated record. Gene Ontology annotation, cellular component: cytoplasm; caveola.